GACUCUCAAGCAACCCUUUUCUUUUCCUUCUUCCCAACAAUUUAUCUGUUUUUCUACUUUAAUUUUGUUCCGUAUCUGUAUUUAAUCUUUAAGGUAUACCUUUCUCUCCCCCGCCCCCCUCUCUCUCUCUAUCUAUCUGUGCACAAGUAGUGAUGAGUGUUAUUGAUGAUGAAUUGAAUUGAGAGACCGAGACCACUCUUGUGCUUGAAUCUACCAUGGCCUAAAAAGUGAGGGGAAAAAAGCAGAAUUCUAUACCUUCCCAACCCUCAAGAACAAGUAGCUUGAGGGAGAACAUGCUUUCAAAGAGACAACUUGCUUUUUCCCUUUUCAUAUGACCUAGCUUAUGAGUAGUAGUAGUCCUCCUGGGAGCUUGUUUAUUUGGGAAUAGUGGCGACGACAACGUACGAUCGAGUAAUGUUUUCUUAGCAGACAAAUAAAAACAAUGACUUGCAGCAGUGAUUCUGGGGAGGAUCGUCCAGCAAGAUUGUUUGCUCAGAACAGUGGCGGUAAUAAUAAUAAUAAUUCUGUGACCAUAAAUGAGAUUACCAGACGUAGCGGAAUGAGGGCUUGUCCUUCCUGUGGCCAUCCGAUCAAGUGUGAGCAAAAGGCUGGAAUUCAUAAUCUGCCGGGGUUGCCUGCUGGAGUGAAGUUUGAUCCAAGUGAUCAAGAGAUUCUUGAACAUUUGGAGGCUAAGGUCAGCUUGGAUUCUCACAAGCUUCAUCCUUUAAUUGACGAGUUCAUCCACACCCUUGAAGGAGAAGAUGGAAUUUGCUACACCCAUCCUGAAAAGUUACCAGGAGUGACGAAAGAUGGUUUAGUCCGGCACUUUUUUCACAGACCAUCCAAAGCUUAUACGACCGGUACAAGAAAGAGAAGGAAAGUGCACACGGACGUGGACGGGAACGAAACCCGGUGGCACAAGACCGGGAAGACGAGGCCGGUGGCGGCGAAAGGCAUGGUGAAAGGGUACAAGAAAAUACUGGUGCUGUACACCAACUACGGGAAGCAAAGGAAACCCGAGAAAACCAACUGGGUGAUGCACCAGUACCACCUGGGAGACGACGAGGACGAGAAAGAAGGCGAGCUCGUGGUGUCAAAGGUUUUCUACCAAACACAACCUAGACAAUGCGGUUCUCUCCUCAGGGAUUCUCCUCCUCUACUUCAGGCGGGGCCGCCCGCCGGACGAAAGCCCGGCUCUCAUCUUAGGGAAGCUUCAACAAUGGUGGAAUCCUUCAACCCAACUCUCAUCUCCUUCGAUCAAUUCGACCAUAAUCGUCCCACUUCUCGACUCCUCCCAACUUUCAACAUGCAUGACACUUCUUUCAUUCCUUAAUUAUUAGCUUACUUAAUUUUAACUGUCUCUGAUCUUUUCUUAAGGUCUUAAAAUAUAUGUUGAUGGGAUAGAUGAUGAUGAUGAAGAAGUUAACUUGAAGCAGUUAUGGUGGUGAAUAAGUUAACUUACUGGGGUGGUUAGGGGGGGAAGAAUAAGGGGGAGUGAGCAGAAUAAACUUCUGAUUUAAGGUUGGAAUUGAAGUUGAGGCUCAACCCUAAUAGAUCGAGUAAUUAUGAUAUCUUAAACUUUCUGAAAUGGAAUUUUUUUUUAAUUAUAAUGCAUGUUUUAAUUACUUUGUACAGUAGUAAUGCAGAAGUGGUUAUGUACACGGCUCAGGAUUUAUGAUCCAUUGACUGGCAGAGUUAUCAUAAAAGAUCAAGUUCAAGUGUACAAAGAUACUCCAGAUGAUAUAUAACUUAAUGUAUUAUUACUUUUAAUGUUCGUUGUU
Ipomoea nil (Japanese morning glory) is the source of this 1781-nucleotide messenger RNA. Its product is annotated as NAC domain-containing protein 73-like. The transcript is spliced from 3 exons. Gene Ontology annotation, biological process: regulation of DNA-templated transcription. Lineage: Eukaryota; Viridiplantae; Streptophyta; Magnoliopsida; Solanales; Convolvulaceae. Gene Ontology annotation, molecular function: DNA-binding transcription factor activity; transcription cis-regulatory region binding. Gene Ontology annotation, cellular component: nucleus. Bases 443 to 1333 code for a protein of 296 amino acids. The record is from RefSeq and is a predicted model, not a curated record.